UUAUCUCAGGUAAUCCUUUCAGGAAUGAAUGUUCUCUACACAAACGCAAAUGUCAUUUUUGAGAUUCUAUGUUUCCAGGAACGGUCUGAAUGUUUAAUAAUACGUGAGAGCAGGUACAGUCCUGUCAUCAUAAAUCUAGCGUACAGCGUUAGUUCUGGCAGGUCCCGUGAGUCAAGCUUACAUCAGCUGAUCCUCCUCAACCUAUAGAAAUAUUACGCAUUCACAGCUUCCGUUUUGAAAUGCAUUCAACUAAUAGCAGUGUUUCUCAGGAGCAAAUUACCCCCCUCCAUCCCCAGCUCCACAUCACGUUUACAAUCGGGACUCGACUUCUGUUAUUCCUUUUCAUUAGUCUCAAGUACAUUUUAAUGAUGUUUAACACUUAAAUGUCUUUAAGAACCAAUGACAUCUGUUUGUUCUGUUCUGUUUACCCUAAGGGGGGUCAUCGAUGCACCCCCUGCUCUUAUUCAUGCUGGCUGUAUGGAUGGGCUGGGAGUUUUUCCCAGAAGAGAACCAUACCACCAAUCUCAUCUGUAUGCUAAUUGUCAAUCACUUUUGACAGUAGUGAACCUGACAGAAAUCCUGUUAUUCCACAUCAGAAUGAAGCACUGAAGUGAUGUAGUGAAGGUCAUUUCGUUCUCUGGGUUUAAAUCAAUACCGUCUAUCUGAACUGUAGUUUAGCGUGUUAUAUUAUGUGCGUCUGAUGUGUUUCUGAUGAGAUUUCCUGUGUUAUAUUUGACAUGUAUUUUCAUAAACAGAACUGUAUCUUCAGAAGUUUUCAGCAAAAAGAAAAAGCUUUUAAGAUGUCUUUAUAUUCCUUCGGAAAUAACUUCAAACAUUAUUUGACUUCAGCAAUAGGACACAGAGAUCUGAUCUAACCAUCAAUGAGUCUGAGAUGAUGCUAAGUGACAAACGAGACGCCUGAAGAUUUACUCGAAGAACUGUGUUCAGUGGGAUUGGAUUUAGUUGAUUAAUAAGUUAAUUACAUUUUUAUUUCACUAGCAGUCUUUUCACACGGAUGGUGCGUUGUUUCUAAAAGAUUUCAAUCCUUCUUGAUUUUCCACCUGUACAGUUCAUUUGAUCUCAGACUGAUCUGAUGAUGAUGAGAUAAGAUCUCAAUGUGGAUUCCAUGUUCAAACAAAAAUCUUGAUUAUCAUAAUUAAACAGCGUUUUGGAAAUCUAUAUUGAUAUUUUCUGUGGACAUACCAAUAUAUGCAAAUAUACAAAUUUGUUUUAAGUGCUGUUUUUAAUUCAUGUUCAAUCAGCUUCUUUUAAAGACACGAACACAUUAUUGUUACACGAGUUGUGAAAAGACUAAAUAAUGAGGGACGGAUGUGUGGGAAAACAGUUUUGUCUUAUUAAUUUUUUGUUUUGGUCUCGUCUGCAUGUUCCUCUUCCUUUCUGUGCGGUUCCUCUUUCUGUUUGCUCACCCCUGUUCUCCAUAACCACAGUGUCUGACAGUAACACAUAUUGCGAGUGCUCUUGACUGUCCACAGGAGAAACCUGGACCAAUCCGGAGAACCAGACGACAUUGAUCCAUGACACGUCUGUUGAUAACUACCUCGCCCCGCUGCCGAACACCAGACAGACUCGCGUCGAUGAGUCUCCAAGAGGCCCGCAGACGCCAGCGAUGUGGAACGCCCAGCACCAGCUGCAGCUGCGUCACAUCCGUCAGCGUCAGGAGCAGGAGCGUCUGUUCCGUCUCCGUCUGGAAGAGGAACGUCAGCGUCAGGAGCAGCAGAGAGCGCUGGAGAGACAGCGACGAGAGCUGCUUCAGUUACAGUUGCAACAGCAGCAGCAGGAGCAUCGACUGCGACGUCAGAUCCUCCAACGACAACUGGACAUCCAGCAGCAACGCAGACACAAGCAGCAGCCGCCGCCUCUGCUCCCGUCACCUUCCUCCGGUCUCUGCACCAUCUAUGAGGCCAUGGAGACGAGCGAGGAGGACGAGGAGGGGGACACGGAGAUCGAAUCUGGAGGGAACGACGACUCUCCGCCUCGCUCCGUCCCGUCAGAUCUCCCUCUGAGGGUCGCUAACGGAAACCUACGUCGCCCGCCUGCGGAGGAUCUGGACUGGAACACUAAACUGGACAUGGUCCAGCAGUUGAUUCAUCAGGCUCUGCUUCUGACAGGUGAAGACGGCUGUCCUCCGCUCCUCUAUCUCCCUGGUCAGGGAGGAGGUGUUCUGAGUCCUCUGGAGAGCGGUCUGUGGCCGCACAUCAUAUCGUGCUUGAACUCCUCCACGGCAACGGUUGCUUCUGUCAGCAGUUACUCUCCCGUCAGUCACAGCAGCUCACCGCAAGGUGAUUGGACGGUGGUGGAACUAGAAACAUAUCAUUAGACCCAAUCCAUCCCAACAUCAAAAUAAAUGAUCUAUGAUAACCCCACUCCACAUACACUUCGACAUGUGUGCCAACUUUCUUUUCUGCUUUCUUUAUUCAGUAUUUCUGUGUGUGGUGUUCUGAACUAAAACACUAAGUCUUUUAAUACUUAAAGCAAACACUUUCUGGGGUCUUGUCUCUGCAUGUUUAUAGUUUCACAUAUCAUUAACAUAUUGCCAUUGUUUUCUUGAUUACACGUGUUUUGUGACGUGUUUAGACAACAUAGAGUUGACUUGACAUCAAAACAUGAAUUUCUUGAUCCUGAUAGGUUAGUGAUAUUUUCAUUAUCACAGCGUCAUUUUUAAACAGUUCUGCAUUUAUUAUCCAUAUCCAACUUGUAUCAGAUAUGUCAAUGUUUAGUUUCACUUUUGUGUCUCUAGAUACGAUUAAAUAUUAAAUGUACAAUAUUUUGCAUAGGGAUAGUUUACCACAAAAUAAAAAUUCUGUCUUUGUUUAUUCACCCUCAAGUUGUUCCUAAUUUGUGAAGAAGUAUAUGAAGAGUUUGGUUCCAAAAUUAGAUAAAUGUAUUUAUUUUUAUGAUUAAAUUGUUCAAAAAUCUAGUUUUUAUUAUGUUAUCAUGUGGUUUGUGUUUUAGAUAUUAUGGCUUAAAUCAAAACCAACCAGCUGCAGUUUGAUUGAUAUUAAUUGGAAUGCACAAUAAAAAACAUGAUUUUAGAAAUUGUUUAAAACGGAGUUAUUUCAUUUUAGAACCAAACUCUUCGUACACACACACAUAAAUAUAUAUAUAUAUAUAUAUAUAUAUAUAUAUAUAUAUAUAUAUGUGUGUGUAGCCGAAACAUUCUUCCAAAUAUCUUUGUUUAGUAGAACAGCAUAAUUUCUACAGGUUUUGGAAUAAUUUGAGUCUGAGUAAAUGAUGACAGAAUUUAUUUGGGGGUUUAUCUCUUUAAGUAGAUCUGUAAGUUUUGCGUUUAAAGCUGUUCUUAGUGAACGCCUGAUGUACAGUAACUUCUGUUUGUUUAGAUGAUGUUUUGUGUAUUAAUGUCGUAAUUGUAUCGAGUCGAUCAUGGCCGGUUUCUGAUGUCCUCUCUGGAUUUGUGCAGUCGUGAACCUCUUCUCUCCCAACAUUCCUGAAUCAUUACCUCAUUUCCUGGGACCCUCAGUUUCAAUAGGUUUCCUGGGUUACUGAUGAUGUCAUGGCAACGUGGAAAAUGGGUGUCUAAAAGACACAUGAGGUAGAGAGUGCGUGCGCGUGCGCGUGUCCUUAACUCCUAGAUAGAGAGUACUUCUCAUGAUUUGCUGUGAGUGAUAGAGAGUUAUCUCUAGUGUGUGUAUGUUCAUGGGUCUCUUUAGGUCGUUAUAUUUUGAACAAAAUAAAUAUUGUAUUACAAAUUGUCUAUAGCUGUAGAAUCAGGUUAGGUGUACUUUAAAUCUUUAACAGACUCGUUUUAAACAUGAGAGGUACAACAGUGCCCUCUGCUGGGCGCUGCGCGACGUUCAGUUCUCAAGAUAAAAUCAAAUCACAUCUCACAUGACAUCAUAGGUUUUUAUUGUAGUUUAAUUCCUUAGUUUUCAUUUCGUUCCUUAUUUUUAUAUGAUCUGUUUUUAGCAAGUAGGUGCUUUCGUAACAUUAUUAUUUAUUGCUACAGGUUUAUUGUGUGUUUUUAUUUUGUCCCAGUUAAUAAUUUUGUGUCUCGACCUAAACUUGUAAUAGCAAAAAAAAGUUUGAGUACAGUUUAAGUUCAUUUAGGUAUUUAAAAUUUUAAUUUAAGUAAUUUUAGGGUUGUUAUAAUAACCACAUGAGAGGUAUAAUGCCCUUGCACGGCAUUAUUGUUAUAUUUAUGUGUGGUUUCAAACCAUAAGAGCAAAUGUAUUGAUUUACUUUUUGCAGUCGUCUUCGUUUCUGAUGUAAACAAUAGCCCAGCAUUCACCUCUGAACGACCCAUAACUAUAAGUACAAAUGAGCUAUUAUAUUACAUUAUUAUAAAUUAUAUUAUAUUUAUUGUACUUUGGGGACUCUGUUAGGUUUUAUGUAUGAUCCGAGCAUGUAGCAUCCGGUAAAUAAAUUGUAAAUAAUAUGAAAAAACGGACAAAAAGUUAUUUAAAUUUACAUCGUUGUCUUAUUAUUUGUCUUGGUGGGCAUACUUUAUUAUUAAAUAACACUACUAAAGUAAAGUUAACUUCAAGAAGACUCAAUGAAGAAAAAGGAAAUCUGUCCGAACGAACCAGGAUCUUAUUUUUUUUCCAGUGCGUUGUUAUAUGUUCUCAGUUUUGGAUGAAUAUUCCUUUAAUAUCUAAUAAUGGCUCUUAUGUCACUCAUGCUUUUAUUUUGACCUGAUUGUGUCAAUGCAAGUAUUCAGUAUUCAUUUAAAAUUGCUCAAAGCUCCCUGAACUAGAAGCAUUUGUGAGGAUUUUGUUAAAGUUCCCUUUGGCAUCUUUAGUAUGAAAGUGUGUCCAUUGCGUCAUGACCGACAUCCCUGUGAAAGAUAUUAUGAUUAUUACAAUAAAUUGUGUGAAAAGGAUAAAAGAUUAAGAUGGUAUUUGGACAUUUAUUCAAUAGACGUGUCCAUGCUGAGAUAUUUUAUGUCAACUGUUAAAAUCCCUAUACGCGUUUAAUAAAAGACAUUGACGCGUAAAUGUUUCGUACAUUUAUUUUAAACAGCAUUAUAAACUACACGUGGACAAACGUUGCAAUAGCAGAUUUGAUACACAAGGGGGCGCGUUUUCCCAAAUAAACCCCCUCAAUAAAGUAAAACAAUUCUGUGUGUAAAGUGAAAUAAACUGUUGAAAACAAACGAACAAAAAACGUUCAUCAAUAUUGCAGAGCCCUUGAAUGUGGAACGGAUACAGAAUAAUUGAAAUGAACUAUUAGGACAAUUACUGCAGUCAUUGUUUUGAAACAUGAUUGCUAGAAAUAUAAAUAGAUAAGAGAAUCUGAAAUAGAAAUAAUUUCAUGUGAUAUCUGUAACGUGAUCAUUUAAUUCAAUUCAGAAGCAUAUCUUGUAAAACAUCACAUCAUUGUGAACUUCACUUCGAUCAAUUCUUGCAAAGACGAUUAUAGUGGACGCGAAUGCGCUCUGCUCAACGGCGCACACAUGACCGCGCUCCGGACGACCACCAGAGCGCGCGCCGACGGAGCUCGAGAUCAGUGGUGAAGAUGUGUGCUCGUUCGGCACGACAGACCGUCGGGUUCGUGUCGUUGAGUCUGAUGAUGACGAGGAACUGUAGUGUGUAAAGCGCAGAACAGAGCCCGCGGAUUUGACUGAAGGCGGUGAAUUAUCGUUUCACGAAGGCAAACGGAGCAUAUUUAUCUCUUGAUGAGGUUUCAUUAGCGUGAAACUGAAGCUCUUCAGGUGAGAAGUAUCGGCAUCUGUUACCUGAGAUG
Messenger RNA from Triplophysa dalaica, 5721 nucleotides. Its product is annotated as proline-rich protein 36-like. Bases 1628 to 2338 code for a protein of 236 amino acids. NCBI's taxonomy places the organism in Eukaryota, Metazoa, Chordata, Actinopteri, Cypriniformes, Nemacheilidae. The record is from RefSeq and is a predicted model, not a curated record. The transcript has 2 exons.